Eriocheir sinensis (Chinese mitten crab) is the source of this 1068-nucleotide messenger RNA. Its product is annotated as polyamine deacetylase HDAC10-like. The record is from RefSeq and is a predicted model, not a curated record. NCBI's taxonomy places the organism in Eukaryota, Metazoa, Arthropoda, Malacostraca, Decapoda, Varunidae. Bases 47 to 439 code for a protein of 130 amino acids. The transcript has 4 exons.
GCGUGAGGAGGUGGAGCUCACACACAGCCAGGAACAUGUGGCCUUCAUGUUCAGCCUCCAGGCCCAGGGGGAGGAGGAGCUGCAGACCAUUCAGGAGAACUACAAGUCUGUCUACCUCCACCCCGCCACCAAUGUCUGUGCUCUGCUCUCGGCCGGCUCACUGCUGCAGGUCGUGGACGAGGUGUUUGCAGGCCGAGCCAGGGCCGGUGUGGGCAUCAUCCGUCCCCCGGCCACCACGCCGAGCCGGACCGCCCCCACGGCCUCUUCUUCUACAACAACGUGGCCGUCGCCGCCAACAGGCUGGGAUGCCAAGGGUGCUGGUGGUGGACCAGGAUGUGCACCUCGGCAGCGGCAUCCAGCAUUUGUUUGUGGCCGAGCCGAGGGUGCUGUACGUGUCCCUCCACUGCCACCACCACGGCCUCUUCUUGCCAUCCUCUGAGGACCCAGACUAUGACGAGUGGGGACGGGACCUGGCCAAGGCUACAACAUUAACAUUUGCUGCAACAAGAGUGGCAUGGGUGACGCAGAGGCUCUCACUCAGGUGGUGCUGCCCGUGGCCUACCAGUUCAACCCACAGCUGGUCCUGGUCACUGCCAGCCUUGAUGUUGGUGCGGGGACCCACUUGGAGGUUGGUGGAUGGUGUCACUAUCUGUAUGACUACCUGCUGCUGCCUCUUUCUCUUUUUCUGUCACUAUCUGUUCAGUUCAGUUCUCUCUCCAUAAUUAUAUUUUCAGUUCAUGGUCGGGAGUUUUGGCUUCAUAACAGCACUCCCUGGUGCACUCCUUCACUGUUUGGGUUUCUUGUUUUCCUCUCUUUAUUCCUUUAGUGUUCUUUCUUAUCCAAAAUUUCUGUAUUGUUCUUUUUGCUUUUUUUAUUUAUUUAUUUAUUUAUUUUUAUCUGCCUUAAUAACUCAUCUUCAGGGGCUGCCAUGUGUAUGCAAUGAAGCAUUUUGUAGUCUCCUUAUAUUGUAUCCUGGUGUAUUGUCAUCUCAGACCAUUGCAUUCCAUAGUGAAGAACUCCCUUCCUCUUCCUCACCCCCAUUCCUCCCUUCAUGCAUCUCAUACCUAA